GGCGGACUAUUGGGUAUCACAGAAAAAGCAUUGGUGUCAAUAUUGUCGCAUUUAUAUUGCAGAUAAUAAACCCAGUCGGUCUAUGCAUGAACAAGGAAAAAAACAUAAAGAUAAUAUGGAAAAAUUUUUGAGAAAUAUUUAUCGUAAAGAAGAAGCAGACAAAAAAGAACAAGAUAAAGUUAAACAAGAGUUAAAAAGAAUUGAACAGGCUGCUAUGAAACAAUAUAAGAGAGACGUAGCAUUGGAAAAUCCGGGUGCUAAUAGUUUAUCAUCAUUCCCUCCACCUCCAAUAAUAAAUACAACUUAUAAUUUAUCAACUCAUUCUCAUAAAUCUUAUUAUGAUGUAUCAUCACAACAUGAAAUAGGAGAUGAAUCAACUGAAUCAGUUAUAGGGGAAUGGAGACCAAGUGGUGGAAAAAAAACUUUCAAUAGAUGA
Molecule: messenger RNA, 436 nt
Organism: Diversispora eburnea
Lineage: Eukaryota; Fungi; Glomeromycota; Glomeromycetes; Diversisporales; Diversisporaceae
Source: the annotation of a GenBank genome assembly